ACACAAAGCAAACCUCUUGUACAUACCCAAAUCAGUGUGUUAGACAAAGGCAGCAUUGAACAGUUUGGGGAAAACAGACGAAAAAUUUCAAAGAAUUAUUCAUAGCAAUAGCGAUAAAUCAAAUAAAUUAUAAAAUGCACGCAAGAUUUGCGGAUCCGGAGCCCGCCUCACCGGACAGUGUGGACAAAAUAGAAACGGAAACUUUGGAGUCUCGCAUCGAGCACUUCAAACAGAAUCCCAACCACAUGACCGUCCUGCACGAGUUCAUCGAUGAGGUAGUCCAACAUGCCGAAGCGGAGGCCAAUAAACGUGCGCUCGAUGCACAAAAAUCGCAACAGGGCAAGGAGAAGCGACAGAGUUUCGCCAUACCAGAUUUUAAGAACGGUAAGGUUGUCAAUCGCGCCCGUGGCUUUGUGGUCCGCAUCUUUGACGCCAUCUGCAACUGUGCCAACAACAAUGCGGCUGCAGCCACGACGCGUUUCAAGCUGCGCAGCAAUGGAACCGGCGGAGCAGGAGGAAAACGUCAACAAUCCCAGGAUGAGCCCGAAACGUUGGCGCUCAGCAAGAAGAAGCCAUCAGCGGAGGGCAAGAAGAAAGGCAAAGCUGUCAGCAUGGCUGAUAACGUCGAGGCGGGAGUGCGACUGAUGGAUUAAAGGAUCAAGAUCAAACCCAACUUGAAAGCCCAAUAAUAUAAGCUCAGCAAAGAUGGAAUUAAAAUAUAUCUUAAAUAAGUUCCACGCAUUCUCUUAGCAAUAGGUAAUCAAGAAAAUUAUAUAUUUGGUUAAAAGGUUUUUAUGCUGCCAACUUCAAAUACGAAUACUUUUUGAAGUUACAUACAUAAUCUCAAAAACAAAUUAAAAUUUCUAUAGAACUGAGCUUUCCCAAUGUUCUUCUUUAAAAUCUAUUCUCUAGCAAUAUGAACUACGCUUAAGACUAGAUCUUAAAAAGAAAAAAAAUCACUUGAGUUUUCAACUUUGCUCAAAAAUCAAACAAAGCACAAAAAAUUAGGUCUUCCCUUGGAUUAUAAAGUUUCACAUGUGAGCAUUAACGGCACCAGAACUGUCCCAAAUUUCAUAUUUAAGAGUACAUGCAUGUCUAAAUUUAUAUAUCGGAUUUACUUUAUGAUUUUGUAAACCUAAUUGUGAUCCCAAAGUAUAAAAAUGAAAAGAAUGUGGAUGAUUCAAAGAGCAGUCUCAAAAAGCAGAAAUAUAUCUUUUAGGAUGGAAAGAGAAACAACAAAAUUAUCCAGUAUAAUUAAAGAUAAAAAGAAAACGCAGAUCUCAUUUCACAUACUAUCAAAACUUCAUGCACAACACAAUCAAAUGAAAAAUGAAACUGAACAGAGCCGUAACAUCCAUUAAAGAGCCUGUCAAAUUCCACCUAUUUAUAAUUGUACGAUCAAAAAAAUACAACUUAUAUUAUAAUCCCAAUAUGUGUGAACCUAUUUAGCUGAGUGUCUAGUAGUAAAUGUUUUCAAAAACCAAAGGUUCAUUGUAUACACACAAUAUACAUAUUAUAUAUACAAGCAUAUAAAUGUGUACUGAUUUUAUAUAUAUACAUACUUAUAUAAUUAGAUAUAUUUAGUUAUUUACACCGCGAAUAAAUAACGUACAACUUUCGAUGCCGCAUAGGUUUCCACACGACACGCUCUAUUUAUAUUUUUGUGAGACCCUUUUUGGAAACUACUUGUAGAUCUACUACUUGCUUAUCUAAAC
Molecule: messenger RNA, 1715 nt
Organism: Drosophila innubila
Lineage: Eukaryota; Metazoa; Arthropoda; Insecta; Diptera; Drosophilidae
Exons: 3
Coding region: 135-653 (172 amino acids)
Source: RefSeq, a predicted model, not a curated record